This is a messenger RNA of Belonocnema kinseyi, 954 nucleotides long. RefSeq lists its product as uncharacterized. Lineage: Eukaryota; Metazoa; Arthropoda; Insecta; Hymenoptera; Cynipidae. The transcript is spliced from 2 exons. The coding region runs from base 33 to 458 and encodes 141 amino acids. The record is from RefSeq and is a predicted model, not a curated record.
AUCCACCAUACAGUUUCCUCUAUUUAAAGAAUAUGAAUAUUCUUAACGGUACUUUGUUAUUAGCUGUAGGAGUCCUCCUUAAUUCUGCUGAAAUAAGUUCACAGAUGUUUGGUGGAAGAAGGCGCAGUUCCAAUCCUAAUGUGAACCAAAUAGCUAAUGAGCCUAUGUAUCGCGUGACUGCGGCUGGUUAUUUAGAUGAAACUGGCGCAGCUACAGAAAUACAGUCAGGAUCAACAGUUGAAGUAGGAGUAAGAAAAGAUAUCAUCAUUGGAAAACAUAUGAAUGGUCAGGUUUAUCCAUUUCUUAAAACUCUGCAUCCUCAAAGCGCCAGGGUUAUAGUAGACACAAAAAGUAAACAACAUUAUGAACUAGAUCACGGUGUAGCAAAUCCUUACGCUGACGGGCUUGAUAAUACUGCUUCAGCCAUAGUUACACAGUUGCCACCGGGGAAAAAAUAGUUGAUUAAAAAUCCAGUACUUUGUAUUAUAGUCUUGGCUAUGAGAGAAAGUUUCCAGACAGAAGUGUUUUCAGUGACUCGGUUUUGAAAAUGAAUUGACUUUCCUUCUACUAUUUAAUCAAAUUCGCCGAAAUCUCAUUAGAAAUUUUUCUCCAUACGCAUAAUUCAUAGAAAUCGUCAUUUAAAAGUUAAGAAAUUAUUUUUUCCGUGCAGUAUUAAUCAAAGAAAAAUGGUCGAAUUUCAAUAACUUUGAAACAGUGUAUACACAAUCAAUUGAAGUCCAUGUGUAUUGCAUUGUGGUUCUCAACAGUAAUAAUAUUUAGUUAUUAAUUAUUUAUAAUGAUGUAUUCCGCUAUCUUCCGACGGCAGUAACAAUUGCACGAUGAUUCGCGACUAGCAAAGUCUCGGACGUUAAGUAUACACGGUCGCAGCUGGCAAUCGGAUGGGUGACCGUUAGUGAUUUUCCUGUAGUCGUGUUUAACUGCAAUUGAAUGAAA